AAGGCUUAGAGAAUAGAGCAGAUAGGACUGACUGUACACUUCAUACCCAAGACAUUCUGAUAAUGCCAGACCCCUGAUCGGCUGAAGGAUUUCACCAACUACAUGCCUGACACACUGAAAGCCACCAGCUGUUCAUCGGAGCUUCUCCUGCCCCGUGUAUGGUCCAAAAUGAUGUCUCUGAUGCUCCUAGUUUGGGCUGUUCAAUGUUCAGCAGAUAACCUUGUCAGCAGCGCUGUACGUGGAGAGUCUUCCUACCUAAAAGACACUUCCCAGCUCUUCUGUAGUUUACCAGGACCUCCAGGGCAAUCUGGAGUGCCAGGGCAUCCAGGAUCAGCUGGCACCAUUGGAAGAAUAGGAUUUCCAGGCAAAGAUGGGAAAGAUGGAAAAGACGGGGAAAAGGGAGAAAAAGGCGAUGAAGGUACCCCUGGAAGAGUUGGGAAUCCAGGAAAACAAGGGGGCAAGGGCAAGCAGGGUGCUAUAGGAAGAGCUGGUCCAAGAGGACCCAAAGGUAUACGUGGUGAUCCUGGAAAGCAAGGGAAAGAAGGAACAAAGGGUCCAAAAGGAAAAAAAGGUGAUGCAGGAAUGCCUGGACCAUGCAGUUGUGGGUCCAAAAAAGCAAAGUCAGCAUUUUCUGUUGCAGUUACAAAGAGUUACCCAAAAGAACGUCUGCCCAUUAGAUUUGACAAAAUCCUUAUGAAUGAAGGAGGACAUUAUAAUGCAACAAGUGGUAAAUAUAUAUGUAGCAUACCUGGUAUUUAUUUCUUUACAUAUGACAUCACUUUGGCCAAUAAACACUUGGCCAUUGGUCUGGUCCACAAUGGCCAAUACAAAAUAAAGACUUUUGAUGCCAACACUGGGAAUCAUGACAUUGCCUCAGGCUCCACCAUACUUCCACUGAAGGCUGGAGAUGAAGUGUGGUUACAGAUUUUCUACUCUGAACAGAACGGCCUUUUCUAUGAUCCAUAUUGGACAGACAGUUUAUUUACAGGAUUCCUCAUUUACCCUGACCAAGAGCAUAUUGAUGAAAUAAAGAAAAAGAUCAAGGUCAUGAAGGAAACAGAUAUAAGCUGAGGUCGAUGCUCCUAAUCAAGUAUGGUCUUCUUGUACAGAGAACUGGAGAAGCUUAUAGCAUUGAACAUUUCUUUAUAGGUACAAAAACGUAUAUAUUGACUGGAUAUACCAGAAAUGACUUACUGCCGAGUAUCUAACUGUUGUAACCACUUUCAAACCAAAUGAGACUGUUUAUGGGUGGGUGACUUACUACUCAAGCACAGUGGCCUCUUCUCGGGACACUCUAGUUUGAGGGACCAGUGGGUUCUCAGUGGUUGUACAUCUGUUAGUCAUCUGGUAAGAUAUGCCCUUUGUUAACAGUCUCUCAAUUAACUUGUGCCAGUAGCAUAAUGUAACUUUUUAACUUACAAUGUAAUAAUAAGCAAAUUCUAUAAAUUUCACCUUCUCUACAAUGUUAAUUAAGCACAUUGGCUGCGUCCUGCUCCUUUUUUGUGGUAGUUUUUGCAGUUUCUAAACCAAACCCAGGAGUAGAUAUAAUGCAGAGGAGAAGAAUCAGUUGUUCCUAUAUGCUUUUUCUUUUUUUAAGAUCCACUCCUGCCGUUGGCUUACCUAAUAAAAAGAGUUAUGCUUCUCUACUCUCUGGUCUUGCGCCCCAUCUCUCGUUCAACCAUCUUUCUGUCCCUUGCUUGUUUACUUCCAGUCAGGGUAUGGAUGUAGCACAUAUGCUGCUACAGCCAAUGACUGGCUUCAGCAGUGAUGUCCCCACCAAGCCGGUCAUUGUCUGCAGCAGCGCACCUGACCAUGUCCAUAACCUGGCCGAAUGUAAACAAGCCAGGGACAAAAGAUGUCCAGAUGGGAGCCAGGACGCAGGACCAUACCGUUGGGGAGCAAUUUAAGAUGACUCUUUCAUUAGGUCUUACAUGCUAUAGGACAUAACUAAAAACAGAAGAAUUCCAGAAAAAUCCUUUUAAAUAAAUUUAAUCUGCUGUCAAAGGGAAUAAUAUCAAUAACAUACAGGUCCUUCUCAAAAAAUUUGCAUAUUGUGA
Molecule: messenger RNA, 2057 nt
Organism: Bufo gargarizans (Asiatic toad)
Lineage: Eukaryota; Metazoa; Chordata; Amphibia; Anura; Bufonidae
Gene: C1QTNF2
Product: C1q and TNF related 2
Exons: 3
Coding region: 103-1071 (322 amino acids)
Molecular function (GO): protein binding
Source: RefSeq, a predicted model, not a curated record